Brugia malayi is the source of this 1080-nucleotide messenger RNA. RefSeq lists its product as hypothetical. Lineage: Eukaryota; Metazoa; Nematoda; Chromadorea; Rhabditida; Onchocercidae. Gene Ontology annotation, cellular component: membrane. The record is from RefSeq and is a predicted model, not a curated record. The transcript has 9 exons. The coding region runs from base 1 to 1080 and encodes 359 amino acids.
AUGGCAGAUGAGAAAAGCCCAUUUGUUCGUAUAUCCGAUGAAUGGCGUUCAUUGAAAGAUGAAUUUGAAGAAAUUGAGGAUCAUCAUCGUAUCUAUUUGGGCAAAUUACAAGAAGUGUCUAAGUUGCAAGAAGGAUGCCAAAAGUCAGUGAAACAUUGUCUAUAUCGAAUAUCCAAGAUUAGAGAAUCUCUGAGAAGCUUAAAAGGUAAAGAGCAAUCCGAAAAUGUCGAAUAUUUGAAAACGGUGAGGGAAGGUAUUGCGGAACUAGAAAGGAGAUCGCAAGAUAUGAAGGGUGAAUUACCUGUACAAAGUAAUGGUUUGUAUCUGUCGAUUAUCCUUGGUAGUAACUUAAAUGUUUCAUUAAUGAAUAAAAAUGAUCGUUAUCGAUAUAAGAAGGAAUACGAGAAGUUCAAAGUUACCGUAAAUUGUGCCCUGCUGUCUCUUCUCUUUUUCGCAUAUAUAUUUACAUCAAGAGUUCUUGAUUUAGCAAUAAAUUUCGUAUUGGUAUGGUUUUAUUGUACUUUAACAAUACGUGAAGCAAUAUUACGAAUUAAUGGGUCAAGGAUUAAAGGCUGGUGGAUAAUGCAUCAUUAUGUUUCGUGUGUACUUUCUGGUAUAACUGUAACAUGGGGAGAUGGAGAAUGUUAUCGAAGUAUUCGGACACAGUUUAUUAUGUUUUGUUUUUUUCUCGCUUUUGUUCAGCUUUUGCAAUGCCGCUAUCAAACUGGUUGUUUACGACGUUUGCAUGCAUUAGGACAACGAUACAGCAUGGAUGUAUCUGUCGAGGGAUUUAGCAGCUGGAUGUUCAAAGGAUUAACUUUCUUAAUACCCUUCCUUAUUCUAACUUAUAUUUUUCAAUUCUACAAUUCCUACAAAUUAUAUUACUUAUCGAAAGCUCCAAUUUGUAUUAGUCAGUGGCAGGUGCAGAUUCUUGCAUAUGGAUUCUUUCUAGUAGCUUGCUGCAAUAUGUCUACAUUACUUUCGGUUCUUGUAAAUAAGUGGAAGCAAGGUGGGCAUAAAAGAACUUUAGCAGCCCUUCGAUCCAAAUAUCGUGCAAACUCACCUGUUAAAAUAGAAUGA